AUGGUUAACAGAGAAGUAGAGGAAAUAGUCAAAUCAGAUGAGGAAAUCGUCAAAUCAGAUGAGGAAACCGUCAAAUCGGAUGACGAGACGGCCAAUCCUCAUGAGGAAGACGGAAAAAGGGAAUGCAAGAGAACAACAGGGAAUUGCACUGGGGAGUUUUUAGCCCAUCCGAAUGAUAACCAAGAAAAAGAUUGUUACGAAGAGAGGGAUACUGAGGAAGGUUAUAGUAAUCGCAAUGCAAACAGUAAAAUGCCAAGGGAUCUGUGCUUCGAUAGGUCCCUUAUCGAGAAUUGGGGUGGAGAAAAAGGAAGCAUUAUUCAUAAAGAGAAACAUAAGGAGGAGGGAGACGGCGCGGAUAGAGUGGAAGAUCCCAAAACGAACGAUCAUAUCCUCUGUGUGGAAAUUGAAACGGAGCCAAAGGAUGAAGACGCGUCUUCACCCGUAAUGGCCACCGGCAACGGCGGACCGUUCCAUUCGCGGAAAAGUUACCCUGGGGAAGAAGCAGACGUGCCAAGUGAGACGGGCCAAGUGGGUCACACAGGCAGAGGAAACCAAGAAACCGGAGCUACCCGAGAAGUCCCAAAUCGCAGCUACCGCAACGCGGGCGAAGGGGAUGAAAAAUUAAGCACCGACUUCAUUUGCACGAGGGAGCACCUGGACCGUGGGAAGGACCAGCAGAGUAAAGAUGGUGGUCACAAGCAUAACGGUGCGAAAGAGGAGGACGUGUAUUGCAGAAUUGACACCUAUCCAACAGUCGGCACAAUCCGAGUGGCGGCCAUAUGCCGGAACGACUCAAAUAAUGUUUCUGUUAAAGUUUUCAGUGACUUUCACGCAUGCAAAGAAGGAAGUCAAAAAAGGAAAGAGGAGCUAUCCGGCGGAUGGGAGGAGGAAGGUAAAAUUAUGCGCGAAGGCGGAAACGAUAGCGAAGGUUCUGGGGGAAAUGACAACAGAGGCGAGGCCACAAGCGGGGCUAGAAGCGAGCCGACAAAAGGGGCCACAAGCGGAAUCGUCGGGGAACCCCCAAACACUGACCCAAGUGUUGGCAAAAUCAGCGACCUGGGCCAUGCAAGCAGCAAGUACACAGAAGGUGCGUUUAGCCAAAAUACUAACGCAUUAAAUGACGGUUAUCACUUAGCUAAUGAGAAAAUAAGUCAAAACGAUUUAAUUAAAAAAAAAAAAAAUUUGCCCAAGAGGGUGCAUUACGAAGGAUAA
Plasmodium inui San Antonio 1 is the source of this 1212-nucleotide messenger RNA. RefSeq lists its product as hypothetical. The transcript has a single exon. Lineage: Eukaryota; Apicomplexa; Aconoidasida; Haemosporida; Plasmodiidae. The record is from RefSeq and is a predicted model, not a curated record. The coding region runs from base 1 to 1212 and encodes 403 amino acids.